This is a messenger RNA of Bolinopsis microptera, 2297 nucleotides long. RefSeq names its product DDB1- and CUL4-associated factor 8-like. Gene Ontology annotation, molecular function: protein binding. The coding region runs from base 95 to 1285 and encodes 396 amino acids. The transcript is spliced from 11 exons. NCBI's taxonomy places the organism in Eukaryota, Metazoa, Ctenophora, Tentaculata, Lobata, Bolinopsidae. The record is from RefSeq and is a predicted model, not a curated record. Gene Ontology annotation, cellular component: Cul4-RING E3 ubiquitin ligase complex; cytoplasm.
UCAACACUACUAUAUAACAAAUAAUUUGAGCCAUGAUAGUCCCAGGAAUGACCGACUUAUUUUCGGUGAUUGAUUUCCCGACUCCAUAGUUGCCAUGAUUCACAAACUUCUUUAUGAACGCAGUCUCAACGAACUUAUAGGCAAUAAGAGCCGGCUCCAGAAGGAAUGUAUCAGUAGUCUGGGUUUUAUCAAGAGGUUCGGACUUCACACCGAGUUGCAGUGUCAUGAUGGGUGUGUUAACUCACUCUCCUUCAACCACACAGGGGACAGAGUGAUUAGUGGAAGUGAUGACACGUGCAUCUGUAUGACAGAUAUUGUGGAGGGUAAAACUAUUCUUACUCACAGAACGGGACACUUUAGCAAUAUCUUCCAGACAAAAUAUGUGCCUAAUGUAGAGAACGAGAUGGUAUCAGCAGCACGUGACGGCAGUGUAAGACACUACCACAUCAGUUCAGGGGACCGGGUAACAGAGCGGGAACUUACUAAGCACUCCGGAGCAACUCACAAGCUAUGUGUCAACAACAGAAACGAAGUGCUGAGUGCAGGCGAGGAUGGCUGUGUUGCACAGACGGACAUGCGGACAGACAAGAGUAAUGUGAUUGUUGAGCAAGACAAAGCAUUGUACUCUAUUGAUACGGACUACAAUAACUACAUCAUACUCUCUGGGGUUUCAACUGAGACCUGGUUACACGACCUCAGAAACCCAGCUACCCCGGCUCUCAUCUACAAUCCGCUCUCGCAAGAAGAGGACAGUGACGAUGAGACUGAGGAUCACGCUGAGUUAGACACCGGAACCUGCUGCAAGUUCAAUUACAACGGAAGUUCACUGAUAGUAAGUUACAACAACGACACGAUAUAUCUGUACAACACGCACGAUAACACGGAGUACAAGCACAAGUACACGGGACACCGAAAUCAUGACACAGUUAAAGGAGUCAACUUCUACGGGCUCAACUCUGAGUAUGUCAUGUCAGGCAGUGAUUGCGGGCAUAUAUUUCUGUGGAACACAACAACAGAGGACAUAGUACAGUGUCUAGUAGGGGAGGAGGAUGGUAUAGUUAACGUCCUCGAGUUUAACCCUUACAGUCCGAUGAUAGCGAGUUCUGGUUUAGAGCAUUGUGUUAAGAUCUGGACUCCUAAUCUGGAAGAUGAAACUCAGCUGAGUAAUCUUAGUGAGAUCGUGGAGAAGAAUGCGUCACGUGACUCCCUGUCACAUGAUGUUCUCACCAUCUUCUUAUCGAGAAUGAGCGGUGAGGAAUUACAGAACAGCUGUCGACAGAGUUGAAAUAUUUAAUCACCGAAUUAUUACUGAUUACAACUAGUAAAUAACUAAAAAUUAGUUCAGAAUAUGGGAGUUGAGGAGUGAGGACACGUGGUUUGUACGUGGUUUGCACGUGGUUUGCACGUGGUUUGCACGUGGUUUACUGGCUGAUGAAGGGAUUGUGUUGUUGAUAUUUUCACUAUCAGAAAUAACUUAAUAGAGAAUAGCCAGAGUUCUUUGGCCGGGCUUGUUUUGCUUACGGGAAUCUAUAGUAAGGGGUCGUUCACAUAUUACGUAAUCAUUUUUUGGAACAUUUUAACCCCCCCCCCCCCCUCCGUAAUCAGUUUUACACAUAGCUAUUGUGUCAAAAUUACACUAGCGUAAUCAUUCGGAAACCCCCUUCCCCCUCAGCUGAUUACGUAAUAUGUGAACGACCCCUAAUUAAUGCAAAUAUACAAAUAAUACGAAUGAUGCUGAAUGAUAAUAAGAUUAACAAUAAAUUGUAAUAAUGUACAAUUAUUGAGGUAGGACUUAUACUCAGCAGUGUUUAAUCUAAACAUGCCACAAAUUAACUUAAAUAAUAGGUAAGGACUUGAAAGAUAUGCUUGAAAACAUAUCGUUAAUGCCUGUGGAAGAGUAAUCUGUAGUAUACUUAUAUCUAAAGAUCGAACACCGAUUAUGACCAAAAGAAUUACGGGAUCUUUAACAUGUUACGCUUAAGGGUGAAGAGGGUUUGGAAAUUAUUAUGCUAUUUAUUUCCACACAACUUUAAGUGUAUUAUUGCUGAUCACGAAGGGGAUUACAAAUGGUCAACAUCUGUCACAUGUAAUAUACUUAUAAUAUGCGAACCGCGAACGAUUCCUUGGGCUGUCCAUAAAUCUAAAUUUAAGAGGUUAAAGUUGAAUGAUGAUUCAGAUAGCAUAUCUAACGGUCUUCUUUGUUCUUGGUUAAGAAUUAUUGAUUUUAAUCUUGAUUACCUGGGUUAUGCUUAACGUUGUAGGUUUUUUGGAGGUCUUAAACAUUAAUCUGAAGGUAA